AUGUCCUCUUCUUCGCCGUCUUCGCAGAACCCGCCACCGACAGAUGCGCCAAGUUCUAAUGGCAAUUCAGAAAAACCUCACGAGAAUGAAGGUGCUGGAGAGCCUGAAAAGGCAAAAAAGCCUAGUUUGAAAGAAAGGGCCGCGAAACUAUGGUCAAAAACUAUGCUGGACGUGACGACGAUGAAAAUGAUGGCAAAGGGCGCUCUUGCGCCGACCAUCUGUUUGGCCGCAUAUGAGGCUACUGACUUUGCUGAUAUUUUUACCACCCUGGGAUACCUCGUUGCUAUUAUGUCGAUAUUGAGUUUUCCAAUUAUGCCCAGAGCCAAGUUUCUACAAACCUGGUUCUUGAAUAUGCUGUCUGUCGCUUUCGCCGCAUGUAUUGCACUUCUAGCUAUAUAUUGUACCGUCCAGGCUAGACUUCACACCGAGACGACUACACGUACAGGAGGGUCUGGCACAGCGGGAACACCUGCCCCGGGUGCACCCACAUCCACUUACAACUCUUCAGCUGCAGCGGUCAGUGGUAUUUGGCUAUUCUUCGAGAUCUGGAUCAUCAAUACCAUGCGAGCGAAGAUGCCUCAGCUCAAGAUUCCAUGCGUCUCCGCAAUCAUCUUUGCAAAUGUAAGCAUGGUAUAUGCUCCUCAAUUUGCAACCAUGGCAGCAGGAUUGUCUUUCGUCAAACGACUCCUCGAAGCGUUCUUUACAGGAUUCGCCAUUGGAGGAGCCGUUGCUCUGUUCGUCUUCCCAGUAACUAUGCGAGCAGUUGUCUUCAAGGAGUUUACAGGAUACAUCAUGCUGUUACGCAAGAUGACCAAAGUUAACCUCGCGUAUCUCCACAGUCUUGAGGAAGGAGAUAUGUUUUUCGGAAGGAGCGACACCAACAUUCCAGAGAAGCCGAAACGAACCUCAGAAGCCCAAGCUAUCAAGGAUACGCUUGCAGGACUCUCUGCUUUGCACGGAAAACUUUCUCUUGAUUUAACCUUCGCAAAAAGGGAGAUCGCAAUUGGACGACUUGGUCCUGACGACCUCCAAGAUAUUUUCAAACGAUUGCGAGGAAUGAUGCUUCCCAUCAUUGGCUUAAGCAGUGUGAUUGAUGUGUUCGAAAGAAUUGCCGAGGACAGGAAUUGGAACCAUCCUGCCCCAAACAAACCGCUCGAAGAACUCGACGACCCCAACGAGAGGAGCCGAAUGGAGGCUGUCGCAGAUUGGCAUGCUAUCUUCAAGACGAUGCGUGAACCAUUUGCCCGAAUUGUCGGCGAUAUCGAUGAAGGUUUCGAGCACGUACUGAUCACCUUGCAACUCAUCAAGCCGCCGAAAAGAGAGGCAGAUUCUGAGUCUGGAGGUGAUCGGCCCCACCCUGGAGAAAAGGACUUCCAGAAUUACCACUUCAAACGAGUCAACGCAUAUCACAGCGAAAAGAGUAAACUUCUGAGACGCUGGUGUGAGCUGAGAGGCUUCUCACUGCCUGAAAACUUCUUCGAGAACGCACAGGACGCCGAAUUCACCGCGCCUGAUUGGUACCACAGUGUCAAGAACAACGAUGAGCGCCAGAAGUACAGAGCUCGACUCUUCAUCGUUCUGUACGUGGAUUACCUGUUGGACUCGAUAGCUAUGACUGUUCAUGAUUUCGUCAAGUACGCUGAUGCAAAAGUCGAAAGUGGUAAGCUGAGCCGCAAGAGGCUCAUAGUACCUGGCAUCAAGCGCUUGAGAAAAUGGAUCAAGUCAAUUUGGAGCCAAAAGCAAGAUGCUUACACAGACGAACAUCAUGGCAUGGACCAAGGUGGAGACCAGCCUUCGAACGUAUACCUCGGCGACGCUUACAGCAAGCGUAAAGACCCGGAGCACCUGCCUCCCAGUAACGCUUGGGAGAAGUUCGGCGAUCGAGUCCGUGCCAUCCCUCAUUUCCUUCGCUCGCCAGCAUCCUCGUUCGGAUUCAGGGCCGCUUGUGCCACCAUGUGUCUUGCCAUCAUCGCUUACUUGCACGAUACUCAAACCUUUUACGUUAGACAGCGAUUGUUCUGGGCUCAGAUCAUGGUAGGUUUGGCCAUGUCUCCUUCUGCUGGAGAUAGUAUGUUCAGUUUUAUGCUCCGCAUUGUUGGCACUUUCUCCGCCAUGGUGGCGAGCUUCAUUAUCUGGUACAUCGUCGACGGACAAACUGCUGGAGUAAUUGUCUUCUUCUGGUUCUUUUCCUCAUGGGGCUUCUUCAUUGUCCUGAAAUUUCCUCGCUUCAUUCCUGUUGGGUUAAUCUUUUCUGUAACGUGCAGUCUGAUCAUCGGAUAUGAGUUGCAAGUCAGAAAGAUUGGCGUGGAGGUUGCGACCACGAAUGGCCAGGCAUACUACCCUAUCUAUGAGCUGGCUCCUUAUCGUCUUGCUACUGUCAGUGCAGGUAUUUUCGUGGCCUGGGUGUGGACCAUCUUCCCUUAUCCCAUUUCAGAACACUCGGAGCUUCGCAGAGACCUUGGUUCGUCUUUAUACCUGCUUGCCAACUACUAUUCAGUCGUAGUCGAGACUGUCAAAUUGCGAGUCAGAGGCGACUUCCAAGAGUUGAAUGCUUUCGACGAAGGACAUAAUCCAGCUAAGAAGCUCGAAAAGAUCCGACAGACCGUGUUCUCCAAGUCUGUACUUUUGAUACAAGGUCUACGUACACAUUCAGGCUUCCUCCAGUACGAAGUGCCAAUUGGUGGCCGGUUCCCUCGCCAAAACUACGACAGAAUCAUUAAUCGCAUCCAAGAUAUCGUCAACUUUGCCUCUUUGCUCAGCUAUGCAUCUCAGACCUUCUCUGACAUGCGCAAUCCAGGCAAAGAUGGCUCGGAGUCACAGUGGCUGAACGACUUCCGCCGCUUGAUGAAGGAAGCGGAUAUGACCAGCAAAGAGUUCACAACGCUGCUUUCGCUUCUCUCGGCUUCAGUGGCUAGCGGACAACCUCUACCACCGUACCUUCAACCUCCUGAACCAUAUCGUUUGAGCGCCAAGCUGGAGAGUCUAGACUCCAAGAUUCUUUCCGUAAGACACAUGGCCGAACCUGGCUUUGCGGCCUUUGCAGUCAUGCAGAUCUCGACAAAGUGUAUCGGAGACGAUAUCAAGGCGUUGUUGGCUGACAUCAAGGAGUUGGUCGGCGAGCUUGACUUCUCGUUCCAUGUUGUUAGUACGCAAGAUUCCGCGAGUAGUUCGCAGACAUCGCAAGACACGUUGAUCAGGGAGGAAAGUCAGAAUCGACGAAAGGCUGAUUAA
Molecule: messenger RNA, 3231 nt
Organism: Aureobasidium melanogenum CBS 110374
Lineage: Eukaryota; Fungi; Ascomycota; Dothideomycetes; Dothideales; Saccotheciaceae
Exons: 2
Coding region: 1-3231 (1076 amino acids)
Source: RefSeq, a predicted model, not a curated record